Drosophila rhopaloa is the source of this 1398-nucleotide messenger RNA. It is a transcript of the gene Gorab, whose product is annotated as RAB6-interacting golgin. The transcript is spliced from 3 exons. Gene Ontology annotation, biological process: non-motile cilium assembly. The record is from RefSeq and is a predicted model, not a curated record. The coding region runs from base 102 to 1139 and encodes 345 amino acids. Lineage: Eukaryota; Metazoa; Arthropoda; Insecta; Diptera; Drosophilidae.
AACGAUCUGGCAGCAUCGCCCGCUCUGUUUGCUUUUGCUGAUGUGUUUUUGUUUCUGGGCUGAUUGUCGUUUAAUGGCUUAUUAUCUGCUAAUCCCACACCAUGACUGAGAAAUUCAAUGGUUUCAGCCACGACGAGAUCCUCAAGAUUACGGGCGUAAAGGAGGGUGGCGUAGGCAAAAGGGCUGCGAAUCUGGAAGCAGCAAAGCAGGCGCUCCGGAAUCAACCCGGCAUUCGACGGAUGCCCGAUAAGAUCUUCCGGCAGGCGGAUCAACUACGGAAACAGCAGCAGCAACAGCAGCAACCAACUAAAAAACCUGAUGAGGUGAAGAAGACCAAAUCGGGAACGGUGACUCCCACGGAGAAGCCAGAAAUUCCCACGGCAGAAGAUGACGUAGUUCAUGAAUCGCUGAACCUAGACCGCGCACUUUCCGAUUCAUUAAUGGAGGCUCUGUACCAUGGCCAUGCUACACCAAGAGAUAACAAACCCACACCCACUGCCACGUAUGCGGAUGCUGCCGUCGAGAUCAGUGAGGCGACGUCUGCGGACGACAGUUCGAUACUGAAGAUCAGCGGCGGUGAUAGCCAAAACACUGGCUCCACUUACGAUGCCAGCAUCCUGCCGAGCAGCAAGGACUCCACCUCGCAGGAGCGCCUCAACACGGACUCACCUUUUAAGGGCAUAUCGCUGAAGGACUUCGAGCAGCACCGUCGCAUGAUCGAGGAGCAGAACAAGCAAAAGAAGCAAUUGCUCUACCAGGCCAUCGAGCAGCACACUCAGAAGACGGCAGCGGAGUCCCGCAAGAUCGAGGAGAUUCGCCACGAGCUGUCCAAGCUGGAGAGCGAUCUUGCCGUGGACGUGGCCAUGCUGAGGAAGCAGAUUGACAAUGCCUGCAUACAUUUUUCUAAUGUAGAAAAACAAUAUGUAAAGAUCGAGGCUCAGUUCCUGCGGGCCAAGAUAGAGCUGCACAAUGCCUCCGAGAAGAAGGAGUUGCUCACCGAGCAUCUUUGCACCGUAAUUGCCCACAACGAGGAUCGCAAGGCCGAGAAGCUCACGGAAUUGAUGCAGAAAGUGGGCCUGGCGCCAAACGACGAACCCCUGCCAUCCCCUGCAACCCGAUUGUCAAUUGAGCCUAAUUAGUUUUGGUUUCAUUCGAAUAUUCAGCCCUGUUCCCCUUUUGACCAAGGAUUCAUUUGUGUUGCUCGCUAAAAAUGAUAUUUCUUCGAAUAAUUGAUAUUAUCUGAAUUCUUAUUCUGCUCUAUUGUACUUUAAUUCUUAAAUCAAGCAGGGCUGAUAUAUUUUGAGUGCUCUCUUAUAUUAGUGUGUAAUUACUGUUCUUAGUGUGAGUAAAAAGUGCAAAUUGCAAUAAAAUAUGUGUAUGUUAUGUGUAAAAUUUAAA